UAUAGUGAGGGCAUCGUUGUCUCGUCUUUGCUGGCGUCUUGGUAUUUAUGCCUGGAUGAGCCGUCUUCUUUUUUCCUGCGCUAUCGGGAGCUAUGUUAGUCACACUUGGAACUACGAUGUCCGUUAUGUGUAUUUCCGCUCAGAGAGGUAUGACUUGUACAUGCGAAGGGCGCCUAAGUCAUCACUCUAGUAUUGCAGCUUUAUACGGUAAUCAGAAACAUUUUGUAAUCGAUAACCAGCCAAUCAUGUCGGAUUCGGAAUUGACAGCAAGCGUUCUAUAUAACGUGCUUGUAAAGUGUCGAGUGUUAACGCAUAUCUAUGCCCAACAUCUCUACAUAUAGACUAUGCAUAGACUUCAAAUGACGUAAUAGCGCUGAAGCUUUCAAGGUAUAUAUAAAUCUAAUAUCU
Messenger RNA from Xylaria bambusicola, 408 nucleotides. RefSeq lists its product as uncharacterized. Bases 93 to 341 code for a protein of 82 amino acids. The record is from RefSeq and is a predicted model, not a curated record. Lineage: Eukaryota; Fungi; Ascomycota; Sordariomycetes; Xylariales; Xylariaceae. The transcript has a single exon.